Messenger RNA from Zingiber officinale, 1975 nucleotides. RefSeq names its product transcription factor SCREAM2-like. Gene Ontology annotation, biological process: regulation of DNA-templated transcription. Bases 88 to 1770 code for a protein of 560 amino acids. Gene Ontology annotation, cellular component: nucleus. The transcript has 4 exons. Gene Ontology annotation, molecular function: sequence-specific DNA binding; DNA-binding transcription factor activity; protein dimerization activity. The record is from RefSeq and is a predicted model, not a curated record. NCBI's taxonomy places the organism in Eukaryota, Viridiplantae, Streptophyta, Magnoliopsida, Zingiberales, Zingiberaceae.
UCUUACAAGUGGCAGAGGAAGGAGAGCCAUCUGUAGGACUACUAAGAAGCAGAGCCUCCGACUCCAAGCCAGGCCGUGCUCUCGAGGAUGAACGGCGUCGUGUGGGCGGAUGAGGCCGGCGUCGAAGAGGACGCCGAGUCGUGGACGAGAGCAAGCGCCUCCGGCGGAGUAAUGGGGGAUGGCAAGGACGAGCUCGGCCUCCCGAGCUUCAAGACCAUGCUCGACGAUGAAUGGUACUUUGGCGCCACCACCGCGGCAUCCGCCUCCAACCUGGUGCCUGCCGCGGCCGCCGGUCACCACCACCCCUUCGACGCCUUCCAGCAGCAUCCGGAGCUCAAAGACGUGAGCUUUCCCUCGAAACUUAAGCCGCAUGAGACCUUGCUGCUCCCACCCGUCGAUGACCUAGAUCAAAACAUGCCGCCUUUUUUCACUCCGAAAUCUGGCUUUUCCUCUCUUUUUGGUGCGGUUUGUUCGAGCCCAUUCGACACCGGGCUUGAUCUUGGGUGCGACGCUCCGGGGUUUCAUUCGGCUCCCCACGUCUCCGCUUCUUCUGUCAUGAUGAAUAGAGCCGGUGUUGGCGGCGGCGGCGGCGGUGAAGGGGAAGCAAUCAUGGGUUUCGCUGGAGUCGGACCGGGCAACCAACUUGACUGUGCUGAUCUGAGCUCAGCGGCCGAGUUCUCCGGUGGCCGUCUGCUUCCAACGUCCGAGCAAUGUUCCGGUUCCAUCUCCACUGCUGCCUUCAGUCCCAUGGGCUUCGACUGUUUUGAAAAUUCUCCAUUUCUCAAUGGGUCCAAAGUUUUGAGGCCAUUGGAGAUCUUCCCUUCGAUGGGAGCGCCGCCGACUCUGUUUCAGAAGCGGGCCGCCACCGCCGCUGCUGUCCGGCAGAAUUCGGGCGUGGGUGGCGAAAAUGGUGCCUUUUGGGGGCCGUGGAUCCCGGAAGGAGUGGGGCAGGGCGACCGGGGGAAAUUCACUUUGGAAGAAGAGAUCGAGAAGAUUAGCAAAGGGGAUGAGGAGUACGAGAUGGACGAUGGAAGCAUGGAUGCGUCGGGGUUGAACUAUGACACGGAUGACGGUGCAGCAGAGGACGCCAAAGGCGAUGAGACAACAAAGGAUGGCGGCAUAGGGAGCAGCUCGAUUGCCCACAGCACGGUGACUGGUGGUGGAGACCGGAAGGGGAAGAAGAAGGGCCUCCCUGCCAAGAACUUAAUGGCGGAAAGGAGAAGGAGAAAGAAGCUCAACGACCGGCUUUACAUGCUAAGAUCUGUGGUUCCCAAGAUCAGCAAGAUGGACAGAGCUUCGAUACUUGGUGAUGCAAUUGAGUACUUAAAAGAGCUUUUGCAAAGGAUCAACGAUCUUCAUACUGAACUAGAGUCUACUCCUUCAAGUUCUUCAAUUCCUGGUACUAGUGGUGCAAGCUUUCACCCUUUGACUCCAACACUGCCCGCUCUACCGCGUCGUGUGAAGGAGGAGCUUUGCCCAAGCUCUUUACCAAGCCCAACUAAUCAACCAGCAAGGGUAGAGGUUAGGCUACGAGAAGGCCGAGCAGUGAACAUCCAUAUGUUCUGUGCCCGUCAACCUGGCCUAUUGCUUUCGACCAUGAGGGCGCUCGAUGGUCUAGGGCUUGAAAUCCAACAAGCUGUCAUAAGCUGUUUCAAUGGAUUUGCCUUGGAUGUUUUCCGAGCCGAGCAAUGCAAAGACCCUAGUAUUCUGCCAGAAGAUAUCAAAGCAGUGCUCUUGCAUUCUGCAGGGUUUGACAGCACAAUGUUGUGAGCGGUAGCAUAACAGCGAUAACAUGGAAUCUUGAGUUUCCAAAGCUACACUCUCCUUAUUACACUGCCGGUCUUUCUCGUCGUGCAAUAAUCAUGUACAAUUCAAUGUUCGUUCUUAUUGUUGUUUUAGCUUGCAAGUAAUAUAUUAUUUUGUAAUCAGACUAUGCUUCAGAUUGAAUGGCAUUUGUGGCUAGAUUUCAUUUAAA